AUUGGGGCCGUCCCUCCAGACACAUAAAGGAAGUGAAAGUGGAGUAAACUUCUACAGUCAACAGAGUGGAGCGCAGGAGGAAAGAUGGGUUACUUUCCGGAGUUUUCCGUCGAGACCUGGACCUUAAUAACUAUCGUCAUUGUUCUCAUCGCAAUAUAUGGAUAUGCUCCAUAUGGCUUUUUCAAGAAAAUAGGCAUCCGUGGACCCAAACCCUUGCCCUUUAUUGGGACAUUUUUGGAGUACAGAAAGGGCAUCCACAAUUUUGACACGGAAUGCUUUCAGAAAUAUGGAAGAGUGUGGGGGUUGUUCGAUGGCAGGCAGCCUCUCCUGGCUGUAAUGGACACAGCUAUGAUCAAAACGAUCUUGGUUAAGGAGUGUUAUUCUGUCUUCACCAAUAGACGGGAUUUCGGCCUAAAUGGACCCUUGCACGAUGCUGUAUCAGUAGUAGAAGACGAGGAAUGGAAGAGGAUUCGCAGUGUGCUCUCACCCUCAUUCACCAGUGGCCGACUGAAAGAGAUGUACACAAUAAUGCUGAAGCACUCAAGUAAUCUAAUCAAGAGUCUUAACAAGCAAGUAGAAGCAGAUGCUGUCAUAGAGGUUAAAGAAGUAUUUGGACCUUAUAGUAUGGAUGUUGUGACCAGCACUGCUUUCAGUGUGGACAUUGAUUCCAUCAACCAUCCCUCUGAUCCUUUUGUAGCAAACAUCAAGAAAAUGGUCAAGUUCAACUUCCUGAAUCCCUUGCUUGUGUUGCUUGUUCUGUUUCCAUUCUUGGGACCACUUUUUGAGAAGAUGGAUUUGUCAUUCUUCCCUGCUGAUGUGAUGACUUUCUUCUACAGCUUUCUGGAGAAGAUCAAAUCAGACCGGCAUAAGAAUGACCACAAAAGCCGAGUGGACUUCAUGCAGUUGAUGGUUGAAGCUCAGAUUUCAGAGAACAGCAAAAAUGAAUCCAGCCCUCAAAAAGGGCUGACUGAUCAUGAGAUCCUUUCUCAGGCCAUGAUAUUCAUCUUUGCCGGCUAUGAGACCAGCAGCAGCUCACUGAGCUUUUUAGCCUACAACCUGGCAACCCACCCUCACAUCCAAAAGACCCUGCAAGAGGAGAUUGACGAAACCUUCCCAGAAAAGGGUCAGCCAACCUAUGAAGCCCUGAUGCAGAUGGAAUACCUGGACAUGGUGGUGAAUGAGUCAAUGAGGCUGUACCCUAUUGCUAACCGAUUAGAGAGAAUGUCCAAGGCUUCUGUUGAAGUGAAUGGUGUGACCAUCCCUAAGGGAACUGUCAUCAUGGUACCAGUUUACACUCUCCACCAUGACCCUGCUUUGUGGCCUGAGCCUGAUGCCUUCAAACCUGAAAGGUUCAGCAAAGAAAACAAAGACAACAUAGAUCCUUAUGCCUUCCUACCCUUUGGAGCAGGGCCAAGGAACUGUAUUGGCAUGCGAUUUGCUCUCUUGAUGAUGAAGCUGGCUGUAGUGGAGAUCCUUCAGAAAUUCAGCUUUGUCACUUGCAAGGAGACAGAGGUUCCACUGGUACUGGCAAAUGAUGGAUUUACCACACCCAAGACUCCCAUCAAGCUGAAGCUAGUGCCCAGAGCAAGUGCAGUUGAACUCUGAUUGUCUGUAACCUAGCAAUUCUCACUUUAGUCACCAAUGUAUGCAGUUACUCUUAUAGAAAAGAAACAUGUAUAUUCUUCUGAAAUAAUGCUUCAAGUACAUUGACAAACCACUCACCCACACACACACUUAGAGUAUAAUGUACCAUUUAAAAGGUAGCACUAGAUAAAUUGGAGCGUAUAUCAAUAGUCUAGUCUUCAUUUAUAGAAUUUAAGUGUUAAGAGUUCUUUUCUUUUUCAACCUGAGAAAAUCUUACAAAGUACAUCAUAUAUAUUGUUUCUUUCUGAUUUAUUGGCAGUUUGUUUUGUAUCGCCAUGUAUUUUAGCAGACAAUUUGUUGUAAUAUUUUUGACAUCUUGAGUAUUAACAAAUACCACCUUGCAAACCUUGUUACCUGUGUGUACAGACAAUAUGCAAUAUGUUAUCACAAUUUGUUGUUUUUGUCACCACUUAGUCAAAUGAACAUGACUGUACUCAUCAGGUUCUGAUCAACACUGACAAACUGCACACAGCUAGCAAGAAUGGCUGAGAGCAUGAAUUUUCUGAAUGAAUUCCCUGCAGAUCACCCCUAAAACCAAGCAUCACCCUACCAAAUAUUAGAUACAAAUGGCAUUAUUAAAUGGUGUGUAUACCUGAGAACUUAAUUGCUACCUCAGGUCCUCUGCUCUAAAGAUCUUGGAUUGUGGUCAGCUUAACUCAAGCUGAAUGGCAACAUAAACUACAAGCUAUCAAUCAAAAGUGCAGAUUUAGUUUUAUACUGAACUGACUGAAUAAUAAACACUCAUGUUUGUCCAA
Molecule: messenger RNA, 2399 nt
Organism: Lates calcarifer (barramundi perch)
Lineage: Eukaryota; Metazoa; Chordata; Actinopteri; Centropomidae
Product: cytochrome P450 3A27
Exons: 13
Coding region: 85-1605 (506 amino acids)
Molecular function (GO): heme binding; iron ion binding; steroid hydroxylase activity
Source: RefSeq, a predicted model, not a curated record